Messenger RNA from Sus scrofa (pig), 747 nucleotides. The record is from RefSeq and is a predicted model, not a curated record. NCBI's taxonomy places the organism in Eukaryota, Metazoa, Chordata, Mammalia, Artiodactyla, Suidae.
AUGCCAGGCGAAGGGCGCGCGGCGCGGCCGAGCAGGCGGAGCGGAGGCGGCGGGAGCAGCGCCCGUCCGGCCGGCAGCGGCUGCUCGAGACGCCCCCUCGGGGCGCGCGGCCACGCCCCCCGCCCGGCGCGCCCUCCACCACUCUACCCGCCGCGCGAGGCCGCCGGGGGGCGGGGCCCUGGGCGAAGGAGCCGCCCCCUCGGCGCGCCCACUCGAGCCCCGGAGCACGCCCCCUCCCCCUUUCCCGAGAGCGCCUUCUAUACGGGAGGUGCCUUCCACACGGGCGCGGCCGCCCGCCUCCCGGUCCGCUACCCGCAGCACCAGUUCCUCACGCCAGGAGGCUCCGCCCCGUCCCCGGUACGGUCCCACCCCCGGAGCGCGCCCCGCCCCAUCCCGGCACGCCCCUCCCUCCUCGGACGGGCGCGCCCAUCCCUGCUCGGCGCGCGCCCCGCCUCCUCGCGGGCUCGCCCACCCCCGCUGGUGCGCGCGGCCGGCGGGAGCCCUCCCCUUCCCCGGGCUCUUCCACCCCUGCCCGGGCGCGCCCCAGGUCGCGAUGGGGAAGGGCUCCGCUCCCCACGUGGCCCGGUGGGGGUGCGGAAGCGGCCAGCCCCGCCCCCUGGCCACGUGCGCGACCCUCCCCCCUCACGUCCUCCCGGGCCUUUGGCCCUGCUAGACCGCGCUCGCCUGUGUCCCGUCGCACCCUUUUGUCCGGGGUCCCACUCGCCAUUCCCUGGGAUCCGAAGCUAG